GCCUGAGAAACGUUACAAAGAAGAGGUAACUUGCACCAUGAAACUUCUCAUCAGCUCCAUUAUCAUCAUACUCAUCUCUUUGGGAGCUUCAUCUUCCUCUACAAAUGGCGAAAAUGAAGAGGAAGUAACGAAAUUUCUCGAAGAAGUCAAUCAUCGCUUGGCCAUACUCUAUAACAAAGAAGUCUUGGCCAAUUGGCAGAAUGAAAUCAAUGGUCCCAAUGAUCUCAUAGCUCUGCUUCAGUCCGAAAUAGCUACCAAAGAGAUAAUGCGCUAUAUAAGCUCCAUAGCGCCAAUGGUUAAAAAAUAUAAAAGAAUUCCCCUGGAGGAUGUGGAGCUUAAACGCCAGCUAUCACUUAUACCCGAGGUGGGUUAUGAAGUGCUGCCACCUGAAGACUUGGAACUUUUAUAUGCUGUCACAGCAAAUAUGAGUGAAAUCUAUAGGCACUCAAAACUGUGCUCUUUUGAGGAUAGACAAAAAUGCGAUUUGGUAUUGGUGCCAGAUGUGCAGAAUAUUUUACAUACCACCGGCCAGGUGGAGGUCAUUGAAUACUAUUGGCUGGAGUGGAGAAGAAAGACGGGGGUGGCCGCACGGGAAGAUUUUCGCAGAUUUGUGGAGUUGUACAGGAAAACGGCAAAAUUAAAUGGAUUUUCUAAGGCUUCUAAUUUCUGGUAUAAGGAUCUUGAGAAUGAUAGUGAAACUGUUGCCCAAUUACUGCAGAAAUUUAUGUUGGAGCUUAAGCCUUUCUUUGAGCAAUUUCAUGCUUAUGUUCGAGGUCAAUUAAGAAGGAAAUAUGGCGAGCAACUUAUAGCUCCUCAGAAACCCUAUCCCCAACAUUUGGCGGAAAUUUUCAUAGGCAAUGCUUUUCGCUUGGAAGAGCCGGAUUGGCACAUGCAUUUACCUUUUGAUACAAAAAUAAUGCCCAAUAUCACAGAAAAUCUUCUUAGAAAAGGUCUGACAAAUACACAAGGGAACUUCCAGAAUGCCCAGGAGUUUUUCCGUUCCCUGGGAAUGCCCAAAUUAGAGGAGAAUUUUUGGUCCGACAGCUGCCUGCCUAAAGCCGAUUUGGAAGAUGACCAUUGUUGGCAUAAGGCCUGGAAAUUCUAUGGCCUUUAUCAUGUGAAUUUCUCCUAUUGCCCUCUCACGACUGAACAAACAUUCUUCAAUAUGUUUGAGGCCUUAUCCGAUGUCUUCUAUUACAAAUCCUAUGAAAAUCUGCUGACUUUAUAUCAGGAAGAACCUUUGCCCAACUUCAGUGAUGCCUUGGGGAAAUUCUUUUCCUUAGCUGCCUCUUCACCCAAAUAUUUACAGAAAAUUAAAGUGGUCGGUGAGGAAUAUGCAGAGAAGGAAGCGAGAAUUAAUCGAUUAUAUAUUCAGGGUCUACGCACUGUAUUUCUCAUCCCCGUUUUCUACAUACUGGAACGUUAUCGUUUAGACAUACUCGAUAAGAAAAUCGAUAUUGAUGAUAAUUGUGCAUAUUGGCGUCUAACCGAAGAUUAUACAGGAGCUGAACCGCCAGUUCAACGUUCCAAUGCCGAUUUUGAUGCCCCAGCCAAGUUGCUAAUGGAAGUAGAUGAUCAGUAUACCACUCAAAUAUUUAGCAUAGUAUUGCAAUAUCAACUGCUAGAACAUUUUUGUAAGCUAACCGGGGAGUACAAACCUGGAGAUGAGGAAAAGUCUUUGGAUUUAUGUGAUUUGACGGGUCAACGUUUGGUGGGAGAGAAAAUAAGUCAAGCCAUGUCUUUGGGUGCCUCGUCAUCCUUCAAAGAAGUUUUGAAAACGUUAAUAGGCUCCAAUGAAGUGGAUAUUAAAGGGUUUUUGGAAUACUAUCGCCCUCUGUAUGAUUGGUUGGUGGAACAAAAUAGCUUGGAACAAAAUGAAGUCGGUUGGGAGAAAUCAGAAAAAUGCCAACCCUGAGUACUAAGAAUAAAAUAUCCACACAGGGUGUUAGUCCCCAUUCAUCAUAUUCCAUAAAAUGCAGCAUACUUUUAGGAACUUUGAAUAAAAUACCCACACAGGGUGUAAGUCACCUUUGACAUCUUAAUAUUAAAUGAAAACACAUAAAAUGUAUCAAUAAUGUAUAUGCGUGUAUGUGUUUAUAGG
Messenger RNA from Stomoxys calcitrans (stable fly), 2101 nucleotides. It is a transcript of the gene Ance-2, whose product is annotated as angiotensin-converting enzyme. The record is from RefSeq and is a predicted model, not a curated record. Bases 38 to 1915 code for a protein of 625 amino acids. The transcript is spliced from 8 exons. Gene Ontology annotation, biological process: proteolysis. NCBI's taxonomy places the organism in Eukaryota, Metazoa, Arthropoda, Insecta, Diptera, Muscidae. Gene Ontology annotation, molecular function: peptidyl-dipeptidase activity; metallopeptidase activity. Gene Ontology annotation, cellular component: plasma membrane.